Nicotiana attenuata is the source of this 3774-nucleotide messenger RNA. RefSeq lists its product as uncharacterized. Gene Ontology annotation, cellular component: mitochondrion. Bases 130 to 3210 code for a protein of 1026 amino acids. Lineage: Eukaryota; Viridiplantae; Streptophyta; Magnoliopsida; Solanales; Solanaceae. The record is from RefSeq and is a predicted model, not a curated record. The transcript is spliced from 5 exons. Gene Ontology annotation, molecular function: protein binding.
AGAAAAAAGAAAAAAGUUUAAAAGGAAAACAAAAAAGCAAAAUGCUGAACCCUAGUAAAAACCCUUGGGAAUACGAGGAUUGUAUCUCCUGCGAGCUGGAGCUAUACUGGAGGAAGUUGUCGGGCCAAAAUGAUCCGGAAUUUGACCCGCCAGAUUUCCAGCGAAACACCAGUGAAGCUCAGAAGACUAUGUACGGCGGCGGCGGCAGAGGCAGAGGCGGUGGAGCAGCGUGGAGGAGACGGGCGGCUCUACCGGAGAUUGUCGGCUUUGGGUGCUACAAAAGGGUCGGUAACUGAAACAAUAAAUGAGUACAUGAGAGAAGGCAGAGUAGUGAAGAAGUAUGAACUGGAGAAAUGCAUAAAGGAGCUGCGUAAAUAUAAAAGAUACCAACAUGCCCUUGAGAUAAUGGAAUGGAUGGAGAAAAGAGGUAUAAACUUAUCGUUUGGUGAUUAUGGAGUACGCUUGGAUCUCAUAGCAAAAGUUCAAGGAAUAACUGCAGCUGAAAAUUACUUUGGCAACCUCUCACCUUCCAUGCAGAAUCAAAGCACUUAUGGAGCACUCUUGAAUUGCUACUGUGUUGAAAAAUUGACAGACAAGGCAUUGUCCCUCUUUGAGAAAAUGGAUCAAUUGAAAUUCACAUCUAAAUCAUUGGCAUUUAACAAUCUUAUGUCCUUAUAUAUGAGACUAGGGCAACCAGAAAAGGUACCCCCCGUGGUACAGGAAAUGAAGAGCCGAAAGGUUCCACUAUGCACAUUUACGUAUAAUAUCUUGAUGAAUAGCUAUUCUUGUUUAGGUGAUAUAGAAGGAGUGGAAAGAGUCUUUGAGGAGAUAAAGCAGGAGAACGCAAAGGAGUGCGAUUGGACCACAUAUAGUAACUUGGCUGUUGCCUAUGUUAAGGCUGGGCUUCAUGACAAAGCCAAGUUAGCUCUAAAGAAGCUUGAGGAAGAGAUGGGACCUCGUAAUCGUGAGGCAUACCACUAUUUGAUUAGUUUGCAUGCUGGAAUAUCUAAUCUAGGUGAGGUUUAUCGUAUUUGGAAUUCUCUGAAAUCUCAUUUCUCAGUAACAACCAAUUCUAGUUAUCUUGUUAUGCUUCAGUCACUCGGUAAACUUAAUGACAUAGAUGGUUUAAAGAAAUGCUAUGAGGAAUGGGAAUCAAGCUGUUCCAGUUACGAUAUGAGGCUGGCAAAUAGUGUAAUUGGUGCUUAUCUGAGACAUGACAUGUUACACGAUGCGGAGGAAGUCUUUCGUCAUGCUUUGAAGAGAUCACAAGGUCCUUUCUUCUUGGCUUGGGAAAUGUUCAUGGCAUUCUUUUUGAGGAAUCAUCAGAUCAAUCUUGCUAUGAAGUGCAUGGAAGCAGCUGCCUCUCGAGUAAAGAAGAAUGAAUGGCAGCCAAAAUAUGAAAUGAUUAAUAAAUUUCUCGAGUAUUUUGUAGAAGAGAGAGAUGUUGAUGGUGCUGAGGAGUUCUUCAAGUAUUUGAAGAAGCUGAAUUGUCUUAGCAGUGAUGUCUAUAGUUCAUUGCUUCGCACUUACAUAGCUGCCAACAGAACAGCAGAGGAUAUGCAACUGAGAAUUAAGGAAGAUGGUAUUGAAAUGAGCUGCGAGCUCGAAGAGUUGCUUAAAAGGGUUUGUCCUGAAUUAAAAACCCUUGCGGGGUUGGGGUUUCUAUCUUUUGCGGGCUGGAAGAGUGGAAGUUAUCGGGCCAAAAUGAUCCGGAAUUUGACCCGCCAGAUUUCAAAGGAAACACCAGUCAACGUCAGAAGACUAUGUACCACGGCGGCAGCGGCGGUGAAGGAGGAGCAGUGUGAAGGAGACCGGCGGCUCUACCUGAGAUUGUGGGCUUUGGAAGCUACAAAUGGGUCGGUUAGUGAAACAAUAAAUGAGUACAUUGGAAAAGGCAGAGUUUUGAAGAAGUAUGAACUGAACAAAUGCAUAAAGGAGCUGCGUAAACAUAGACGAUAUCAACAUGCCCUUGAGAUAAUGGACUGGAUGGAGAGAAGAGGUAUAAAAUUGUCGUUUGGUGAUUAUGGAGUACGGUUAGAUCUCAUAGCAAAAGUUCAAGGAAUAACUGCAGCUGAAAAUUACUUUGGCAGCCUCUCACCUUCGAUGCAGAUUCAAAGCACUUAUGGAGCACUCUUGCAUUGCUACUGUGUUGAAAAAAUGACAGACAAGGCGUUGUCCCUCUUUGAGAAAAUGGAUCAAUUGAACUUAGCAUCUAAUUCAUGGCAAUUCAACAAUCUUAUGUCCUUAUAUAUGAGACUAGGGCAACCAGAAAAAGUACCCCCCUUGGUACAGGAAAUGAAGAGUAGAAAGGUUCCACUAUGUACAUUUUCGUAUAGUAUCUUGAUGAAUAGCUAUUCUUGUGUAGAUGAUAUAGAAGGAGUGGAAAGAGUCUUUGAGGAGAUAAAGCAGGAGAAUGUAGAGGAGUGCGAUUGGACCAUUUAUAGUAACUUGGCUGUUGCUUAUGUUAAGGCUGGGCUUCAUGACAAAGCUGAGUUAGCUCUAAAGAAGCUUGAGGAAGAGAUGGGACCUCGUAAUCGUGAGGCAUACCACUAUUUGAUUAGUUUGUAUGCCGGAAUAUCUAAUCUUGUUGAGGUUUAUCGUAUUUGGAAUUCUCUAAAGUCCGGUUUCUUGGAAAUAACCAAUUCUAGUUAUCUUGUCAUGUUUCAGUCCCUCGGUAAGCUUAAUGACAUGGAUGGUUUAAAGAAAUGCUAUGAGGAAUGGGAAACGAGCUGCCCUAGUUACACUAUGAGGCUGCCAAAUAAUGUCAUUAGUGCUUAUCUGAGAAAUGACAUGCUACAUGAUGCGGAGGAAGUCUUUCUUCGUGGUUUGAAACGAUCACAAGGACCUUUCUUCUUGGCUUGGGAAAUGUUCAUAGCAUUCUUUUUGAGGCAUCGUCGAAUUGAUCUUGCUAUGGAGUGCCUGGAAGCAGUUGUAUUCCUUGUAAAGGAGAAUGAAUGGCAACCAAAAUGUGAAACAAUAAAUAAAUUUCUCGAGUAUUUUAUAGAAGAGAGAGAUGUUGGUGGUGCUGAGGAGUUCUACAAGUAUUUGAAAAAGCUGAAUUGUCUUAGUAGUGAUGUCUAUGGUUCAUUGCUUCGCACUUACAUAGCUGCCAACAGAACAGCAGAGGAUAUGCUACUGAGAAUUAAGGAAGAUGGUAUUGAAAUGAGCUGCGAGCUCGAAGAGUUGCUUAAAAGGGUUUGUCCCGAAUAAUUAGAAGGAUCUACCCAUAUGGUUUUAUUUCUUCUCCAUCCUCUUUUUGUAUAGAUCUACACAGACUUAAAUACUCUCCAUGCACCUGUCUUAGCAGCCUCUGUGAACUUGACAUGUUAAAUGACGUGUUAUUAAAAGCCAUCGAUUUGUCGCUUAAAGCAAAGGAAUCUGAAGGAAGCGGUUAUCGCUUCAUGGGUGAGGCCAUGCGCUUCAAGUAAUGAGGCGCAAAAUAAUCCAAAGAAAAGCAGCGAUUCUUUCAAGCUCAACUUUGAGGAGUUGGACCAAUACUGACAUUACUGUAUAUUGGAUGUUGAAAUUAGUUAUUUUAAUAGCAGCUUGAUUGUUAUAGUACUAAAGUCUAAAAUCAUGGAUAUUUGGCAUUUUUUAAUUUUUUUUUUUUAAAAUCGUGCGCCUCAUUUCAGAGAAGGCUUCACUUCUUGCUUUUUCUUCAAGUUCCAUAGAUUUCAUUGUUUUGCGCUUUUCGCUUUUUGGAACACUGUUUAGACAUUGUCUUAGCAAGGUUUGUGUAAUUUCAUGUCUUUAUUGAGAGAAAAUUUGCUCUUA